AGCCCGGCUAACUUUUUCUUCAGCGCAAGUUUCUAGAUCCGUAAACCCGUAGGCUGGUGGCCUUGAAGAUGGCUAUAUAAACUGGCUGUGGGUCGGUAGUCCUUCAAUUGACUUAGAAUAAAGCAUCGUAUCAACAUCAUUCACGAAUAAACGUCUAUACAAUACAUACACUAUGAAGACACUUGGGUUUGUUGCGGCAGUGACAGCAUUGCUUUGGUGUUCAUUACAAGUUCAAGAAUCGUCGGCUAUGCCUGCAAACACACUACAGUUGAAGGCAAAGUUUUAUGAGUUUCUGUUGAAAUAUGGUUACUUCGAUGAAGAUUUGGCGUCAAAGACGGACGGUGAGCCACUAACCCCUAACGAGGAGAAAGACGCGGUCCGGUCGAUGCAGCGUAUGGCCGGUCUACCUGCUACGGGGGAAAUGGACGAACUAACGGCGGAGAUGCUCAACAAACCACGCUGUGGUGUCAAGGACGGUAACCCACGACAACUCAUCAAAGGAUCAGGCAACCGUCUGAGACGCUACUCCGUCUUGGGAGAUCCCUACAAGUGGGCGGAUGACAAGACUCAACUUACGUACAAGAUCGUUAAUUAUCCCGGUGAGGCAGCCACAGCCACACGUGACGAGGUUGACGAGGACAUCGUCGCAGCCUUCAAAGUGUGGAGUGACGUCACCCCCUUACGGUUCAGUGAGGUUCACACUGAUGACGCAGAUAUUAAGAUACUGUUUGGGUCUCGAGCACAUACUAGGGUCGAGGGUGAUCCACCCUUUGACGGGCCAGGAGGCACUCUGGCUCAUGCGUUUACCCCCAAUUCGGGAUGGGGAGACACAGACGGUGAUGUGCAUCUGGAUGAUGAUGAGACGUUCUCGCAUGGUGUGUACAGCGGUACCAACUUACUUUACACCCUCACCCAUGAAAUCGGCCACGCCCUUGGAUUGUUCCACUCUGACGUCCAAGGGGCCUUGAUGGGGCCAUACUCCCGCGGCUACGACCCGAAUUUUACACUACCCGAAGACGACAUCCUCGGAAUUCAAGAGCUUUAUGGACCUAACAAUAACGUGGCUCCAGACACAGAAGCACCCAAGGUGGACGCCCCGAUCUUCUGCUCAACAACCUUUAAUGCAAUUGCCUUCAUCAACAAACAGUAUUUCGUGUUUGGGAAUGGUAUGCUAUGGAGAUUUGAUGCCAACCGUAACCUUCUCUCGCCUCCAGAGGGCCAAUCUCCACGAGAUGUAUUCCCCAAGUUCCCUCUUACAGGUGUCAAAGCGGUUUACCAAAUCAACAGAACCAAAGAGGUCAUUGUAUUCAAAGGGAAAAAUUACUGGAGGUACGAGGAAUCCCUAUUCUCAACCUCAUCCUCACCACUCUUUCAACAAAAGGACAUCGACCCCUCAACAAAGACAGACUUUCCUCAACACGUUCGGGAUAUAGCCUUUCCAAAGGCUGUGACAGGGGUAGUACAUAUACCCAAGGUUAACUUCUCCUACGUCGUCAGAGGGAAGAAAGUGUUCACACGUAAAGAGAAUGAACCCUCAAAGUCCCCUAACAGCGUGAGUGUCAAGACGGUAUUUGAAGGAGUCACGGAGAGGCCCACUGUUUCAUUUUUCGCAGAAGGAUUUGCAAACAUUUUGACGGGUGACGACUACUACCGUUACGUCUAUGACUUCAAGACUUCAACGUUUGUUGCUCUCAAUGGCUACCCACGAAACUUUGCUGUGGAGUUCUUGCGCUGUCCUGUCGUCUAGAGACUAGUCUACACACCUCCUUUGUCUAUUAAUAACUCACCGAACAAUAUUAAUCAUUUAAAGGCACUGGACAUUAUAUUGGUUAUUACUCAAAGUAAUUGAUACCAUAAAUUGUUUUGGUAA
This is a messenger RNA of Asterias rubens (European starfish), 1870 nucleotides long. Its product is annotated as matrix metalloproteinase-18-like. The record is from RefSeq and is a predicted model, not a curated record. Gene Ontology annotation, biological process: proteolysis; extracellular matrix organization; collagen catabolic process. Lineage: Eukaryota; Metazoa; Echinodermata; Asteroidea; Forcipulatida; Asteriidae. The transcript is spliced from 8 exons. Gene Ontology annotation, cellular component: extracellular matrix. Bases 173 to 1747 code for a protein of 524 amino acids. Gene Ontology annotation, molecular function: zinc ion binding; metalloendopeptidase activity.